GAUUUAAUGCAGGAAAAAGUGGAUUUAAUAGAAAAAAAAAAGAACAGGAAAAAGUGGAUUUAAUGGAAAAAAAAGAACGUGAAAAAUUGGAUUUAAUGGAAAAAAAAGAACAGGAAAAAGUGGAUUUAAUGGAAAAUUUAAUGGAAAAAAAAGAACGUGAAAAAUUGGAUUUAAUGCAGGAACAAGUGGAACUAUCAAAACAUAUUACGAAUCUUGAGAAUGAUGUCAAACACCGCACUGAACUUCUUUUACGAUCAAGGGAUGUGUAA
Molecule: messenger RNA, 269 nt
Organism: Racocetra persica
Lineage: Eukaryota; Fungi; Glomeromycota; Glomeromycetes; Diversisporales; Gigasporaceae
Source: the annotation of a GenBank genome assembly